GUGGGAUCCCUCCCAUUUGGACUAUCCGCUAUCGUUGCCCCGUUGGUCUACUUGCUUAUCGAACGGAUCGGUUACCGGGCGGUGGUCGUCAUCGGAAUAUCAAUGAUCUCGCUCGGACUAAUCUUGACUUCCUUCAUGCAAAGCCUUGCUCCGAUGUACUUCACCUACAGCGCCCUCUUUGGCGUGGGGACCGGAUGCAUCCUGAUGGGGUCUCUGAAUCUGAUCCUCAAGUACUUCCCCAGGGAAAAUGCAACUGGUGGGGUCGUUCUCCCCAUGGCCUCUUCCAAUCUAGGAAUGCUUUCGCUAGGGCCACUCACGUUCUAUCUUGAGAAUAAGUUCGGUUGGAGGAACACACUGAGGAUCGGUGCUGGGAUGAUUAUGGGGAUUGCUCUCCCUGCUGUGGCAUGGGCCCAUCGCGAACCAGGGAGACCAUCAACGCCAGAGGAUACAAAAUACAUGGAUGAAGGGUGCACGGUGAACCUGAAAGCCCAAAAGACAAAUGACGCAAUGGCAUUUGAAGAUUUAAUGAAGGAUAUCGAUGACGCCAAAAUUGACAUCGGACAAGAUAAACAUGAGACUGACGAAUGGAAGGAAACCAGGGAACAUUGCAAUGCUGAUUACACGUCGGAGAUUAGAUUUUACACAAAUCAAAGCAACUCACAAACAGACGGGCACAAUGCGGACCAGGAUGACCAAAGUGGUCAGACUUUUCUAGGUAAGGAAAACUAUCAUAGGCUGACUGAAAAGGGGCCUAAUCAAUGCGACAAAGCCAUCAGAAAUACAUGUUACGUAGAAACGGUGUGGAAACCGUCCAGGAGCUGUAAUACUCUUAAAGGGAACGUUGUCGAGCACGCUACACCUGGUAUGACGAAGCGCAUGUUGACUGUCUUAACUUUUCCUGACGUCUGGUUCAUGUCCUUGGCAGUCUUCGGCUAUGGUUUAACAAAUUCCUUCUUCCUUGUGCAACUGGUAAGGUACAUGAUGUCUCUCGGCUUCUCUGAAGAGGACGGUGCGCAUACAGUCGUUGCUCUCGGGGUCUCUAUGUUGGUUGGUAAGGUUACUUUGGCCCUCAUAUCGGACUACAUCCCGUUCCAUCAGCUUUACCUCUCUACCGUCGCCAGUGUUCUGGGAAUCUCCGUAAUGAUAUGUCUCCUCCAGGCGCCAGGCUUCGCCGCUGUCAUGUGCAUGAUUGUCAUACUUGGGGCAACCGUUUUCAGUAUUUCAGAUGCCCUUCCUUACUUCAGUCCAAAUCUUGUCUUUGGAGUGACGAAAGGGAGGGAAACUGCAGCCAUCGUAGCCUUCAUGCAUGGGGUUGGGCUACUAACAGCCUCAGUUCUCGGUGAGAGUUUGGAUCAAACUGGAUCCUACAACCUGGCGUUAUACAUGUGCAUUGGGACAUACGCCCUCUGCGGCCUUUUCUGCAUAAUGGUACCGGUCUACCAGAAAUGCAUGGUCAGAGAUCGCUUCGUCAUGACAUCAUGGAAAGGCUGCCAAAGAAGGAAAAAAAGUGACACUGAACCGACGCAGGAAGUUGAAGAAAAGAUAUAACGUAGAAUCAUAAUUUGUUUAAUAUCUUCCUGAAAUAUACACACACCCACACACAUCCACACACACCCACACACACACACCCACACACACAGUCAUCUACGAGAUGAUUUGGAUGAAUCUGGCCUUUUUGCUCAUUAGCAUAGGGACCUGCGGUCUGACUGUAGACUCUUGCACAAGCCUCGAUCCUGCCAGUACCAUCACCAGACAAACAACCAGAUACGGCUACGACUCUUGGCUGUCAGCUCAAACAGCUCACCCAACCAUAUGCACCUGGCUUAUAAAACUUGCUUGACCCUAUGCGUCCGGCUCCUGUAGUUAAGAUCUCUCGAGCAUACCCAUUGGCUCUGCUCUACAUGUAGUUCCCACCGUCGUCUGCUCCAGACCUCCGACCGUCUGCUUCAGACCAGCAACCAUCCGCUUCAGACUCCGACCCGUCUGCUCCAGACUAACCAGACUACCAAAAGAGCAAACCCUGGUAUAUAGUCUCUUAUUGGAGUGCAAAAGAUCCAACAUACGAGGAAAUCACACCACGAUCGUCGCCUAGGACUAAAAGUUCAUCCUAUGUUUCCCCAUGGAAAGACAUGCAAACGAUUAUGUAAAUAAUUUCGUCGCAUCUAGAUUUAUAUAUUGGUUAUCGAAUACAAAUCAAUAUUACGUGCAAUGCACCACAUGGACGCCAUAUUUCAGGCCAUCGUCAAAGUCUCUCGUGUUAACAGACCUAACGCACUUGUGCAUUUAUUAUACAAAGUGUGUUACGGUUGUACCGCUGGUACAAUCUUAGAUAAGCAUUAACUUUGCUUGCCAGAAUCGAAUAUGCAUGAAUGAAAAAUCAAAUUUAAGAGAUUAUUUUACUCAGGAUAAUGGUAAACAAAUAAGUCAGCUAAAACUCUCAGGGAAAUAAUUAUUUCACAAAGACCGUACAAAACAUGUAAAACUUACAAUUUUCUUGACACGUAUCUUAAGUCUGCAUGGAAUAUCGUCAGCUACGAUGAAAA
This is a messenger RNA of Lytechinus pictus (painted urchin), 2543 nucleotides long. RefSeq lists its product as uncharacterized. The coding region runs from base 103 to 1548 and encodes 481 amino acids. Gene Ontology annotation, biological process: transmembrane transport. The record is from RefSeq and is a predicted model, not a curated record. Gene Ontology annotation, cellular component: membrane. Gene Ontology annotation, molecular function: monocarboxylic acid transmembrane transporter activity. The transcript has 6 exons. Lineage: Eukaryota; Metazoa; Echinodermata; Echinoidea; Temnopleuroida; Toxopneustidae.